Cetraspora pellucida is the source of this 173-nucleotide messenger RNA. NCBI's taxonomy places the organism in Eukaryota, Fungi, Glomeromycota, Glomeromycetes, Diversisporales, Gigasporaceae. The record is from the annotation of a GenBank genome assembly.
AUGGAUUUGAAUUCAGAUAGUGAAGUUAUAACAGGUAGAAUCAAAAAACUUAAUAUAGAACAGCAAUAUCAAAAAACAGGAAUGAACUACUUUACAGAAAUAAGAAUAGAAUUGGAAAAAAAAAAGGUCAAUGAAAACAUACUAGCAAAAUCAACAGAAACCGAACAAAUAGA